AUGUCGAAGACUGGUGUUGGGCGAAGACCUGUGUGGAAAUUAUUAGCAGUGACUGUCAUACUCGUGGCAUUAAUUACCUUUUCUUUAAACUUUAUACAUUCAUAUUAUAGCGUCACUGUGCCAACUAGCGAUGAAAUAGCAUACACUCCACCACCCAGGCCGUCUAAACCGUCUAAACCGUCCUCAUCUCUAGCACCUCUUCCUUCUUUACCACCACCAUCUAUACCAGCUCCAUUAAAGGCGCUUGGUGACGUAAAAUUAGCGCCAUCGCCCUUCCUUGCCGAAUAUGUGCCUACCACAUGUGACACUCUACUGCAUGAUAGCUUUCCCAGAUAUCGCACCUUUCGCCUUAAAGGUCCCCGUAAUCGUGAAGUAUUAAUCUUCCGCUGGCUCCAUUAUACGUUCCUAACCCACAAAGAACUAUCCUGGCCAGACGCUGCGCGUGAUCUCUGUCCUUAUCCACCUGAACUUGCACCGUCUUUCCGACGAAUCUUUGAGAGAUUUGCGCCUUCCCCAUAUUCUGACAUAGCUACGUGGCCAGCCGGAUAUGCGCCAUGCUUUUUCUGGACUCAACUGGAUUAUGGAGAGCAAGGCACUUGCGAGGGAGGCACGAGUUGGAGAAUAACGGCGAACUUUACCCGGUGGCGUGAAGCAGACGUAAUGUUAAUAGACUUUCCAUAUCUUCUCCGAGAGGAUUACCCACCAUACUAUGACCUUGCGCGCUUUCCGCCAAAAAAUACAAACCAAGUUUGGUGGUUAAAACUCGUAGAUGAGGGUCUAGCAUACGAAUGGUAUGCCGGACUUAGAGGUUUCCGUGAAUUGUUUGAAAUGACCAUGGGCCCUCCCGCGCGGGUUUUUGACAUAUUCCAACCGACUUUUGGGAUUUCUCGAGAUCGUAUGCCUGAGUUCUACAAAACUGAUAUACCCUUUGAGAAGAAAAAAUCAGACGUUUUGGUUGCAUGGAUGGCUGGAAAUUGUAAUCCCAAGAACAAUCGAAACGAAUUCGUCGACGAACUUAUGAAGUAUAUCACCGUCGAUUCGUACGGCAGCUGUCAUCAUACCAAAAACGUGCCCGAAUACGUUCUCAAAAAGUACGGAAUUAAGCCUGAGGGCAACGCGACGGCGCAUUGGCAGGCGAAUAUGUAUGAAGUCAAGCGAGAUACACUGUCACCCUAUAAAUUUAUAUUGGCAUUUGAAAAUUCCAACUGCGCUGGCUAUGUCACGGAAAAGGUCUAUGAUCCGAUGCUUAUCGAUGCCAUCCCAGUUUACAUGGGUGCGCCGGAUAUUGAUGAUUACGUACCCCCGCAUUCAAUUAUAAAAGUGUCAGACUUUAAGACGGUCAAGGAGUUUGCAGAUUACAUAGAAAAGGUGGCAAAUGACAAGACUUUAUAUGAGAGUUAUUUCGAGUGGAAGAAAGAUAAAACUUAUGACAGUUUCUGUGAAAAAUGUUGGAAGGGUGAAACAUCGUACAUGUGUAAAUUUUUGGAAAGAGCCGAGUGGGUUGGAUGA
This is a messenger RNA of Paraglomus occultum, 1509 nucleotides long. Lineage: Eukaryota; Fungi; Glomeromycota; Glomeromycetes; Paraglomerales; Paraglomeraceae. The record is from the annotation of a GenBank genome assembly.